AUAAACUUCAAAUGUUAGAACUUAAGAAUAAAAUUGAAUGGCCAGAAAAUCUAUUUAUCACCAAUCAAAAUCUAAAAGUUUUAUCUUUGAAUGAAAAUUAUAUUUUAGACUUGCCAGCAAAUAUUUUUCAAUCGCAGGAAAAUUUACAAGAACUGGAUUUGUCCACCAAUAAAAUCCAGAAUCUUCAACUCAAGUGGUUUGCCAAUAUGAAAAGAUUGAAAAGUUUGAAUUUAUAUGCAAACCAAAUUAUUGAAUUACCAAAAGAUAUCUUCACAGCAUUAACAAGUUUGGAGACAAUCAAGUUAAGAAAUAAUAGAAUUAAAAUUAUCAACUCAAACUCAUUCGGCAUUUUACCAAAACUAUCAACUUUGGAUUUGAGCUUCAAUCGUAUAAAUGCAAUUGAUGAGCAAUUGAUUGAUAAUACUGGAAUAGCAGACAUAAAUUUAUCUGGAAAUAAAUGCUACGACUCAAUUUUUUUCGACAACUCAACUACAAAAGAUGCAUUAUUUUUGGAGUUACAAAAUUGCUAUACAAAUUUCAAAAUUAUUCAAAACAGAAGACUCUACAGAAACAGUGACAUCCCAGAAUGUGAAGGUCACAGAAGCGAUAACAUUAUGCUCCAAAUUUUAAAUCAAUUAAAAAUAUUAACAGAUCAAUUUAAAGACCAAAUCGAGAAAUUUUCACAAAAACAAGAAAAUCAACAACAACAUUUGGAAUCUAUAGACACAAAAAUUGAGAUUCUUGCCAAUGAAAAUGAUCUGUUAAGGACCAAGAUUCAAGAACUAGCCAUCGUCCCUUCUGCGGACGAAGAUUUGAAGAUGGAAUAAAUUCUAUUAUUUCAUACUUUACUAAAUUAAAGCUAUUUUCCUGUAAUGGUUUUUUGAAAAUUAAAUUUCAUAGAUUCAAAGUUUGGCGUUUUAUAAAAAUGUGUUAUUCCAAUAAAAUAAGAAAAUUUAAGUAAAUUGAGCAAAAGUAAUGAGUUUUACUAAUUAAAAACGUUCAAUUACUUUAAAAAAAACAGCAGUUAUCAAAAGCGAAAAAAAGAAGUCUUUAUUUACUUCCAAUAUUAAGAUUUAAACGACCUGCCAUCCAGCCAGCAUGCUAUGUAGAGUCAACAUUUUAUACAUUUGGUGCUCGACAAUGACCUUCUGAAUUAAAGCUAUCAGUGAGUUUAUUUAUAACUGCUAUUAUCAGCAACUUACUUAAAUAAGUACGACCACUCAGUUGAAUUUUAAACUUCAAGUUGUCAAAAUGGAUUUUAAAUUGGUGCUGAUAUUAACAUUCAUUAUUAUAAAUAUUCAAUCAUGUUUAACAUGGAAGCAAGGCAUAAGUUGCUCAUACCGAAAAAAUAAUCAGUUUAACUAUGAAUGUCUUCUUAAAAUUGAAAAUCUUUAUGGAUCUGACGAUAUUCAAGGCAUCAGUGGAACACAUUUAAAUGGAUAUUCAGAUGAAAAAGUGCAUAGAAUUGUUGGUUGGGAUAUUGAUUCUGAAAACUUCCCUAAAAUAAUUUGUGAAAAAUUUAAGAACCUUCAGAAUAUUGAUUUUCUUCAUGGAUAUAAGUAUAUUUCCCAUAGAUUCUUAAAAGCUGGAUUAGAAACUUUAAAAAAUUUCCAAAAUCUUUCAUCAAUGGCGAUUUCAUUAAAUUCUAUGGACAAAAUUAAUAAUAACACUUUUAACGGCUUUGAAAACCUUCAAAUUUUAGAACUGAAAAAUAAAAUAGGUUGGCCAGAAAGUCUUUUUUUAACCAAUCAAAAUUUAGAAGUUCUGUCAUUGAAUUCUAAUGAAAUAUUUGACUUAUCAGAAAAUAUUUUUGAAUCUCUUGAAAAAUUGCAGAAUUUGAGUUUAUCGCACAAUCAAAUUCUGAAUCUACGUCAAAAAUGGUUCGUAAACAAGAAAAACUUAAAAAAAUUGUAUUUAAAUGGAAAUAAAAUUCGAGAACUUCCAAAAGAUAUUUUCGCAUCAUUAAUAAGCUUAGAAAUAAUUGAAUUAGGCGAGAAUUUUUUAAAAAUAAUUUAUUCUAAUUCAUUCGGGACUUUGCCCAAGCUUACAACCAUUUAUUUGCAAGACAAUGAAAUAAAUGCAAUUGAUGAACAAUUAAUAGACAAUACUGGAUUAGAAGACAUAAAGUUGAUUGGAAAUAAAUGCUAUAGCUCAGACUUUUUCGACAAUUCAACUACAAGAGAUGCAUUGUUUUUGGAGUUACACAAGUGCAUUACAAACUAUAAAAAAAUUCAGAACAGAAAACUCUAUAGACAAAGUAGCACAAUAGAAAAUAAAGCUCUUGAAAUCAUGCUCGAGACCUUACAAAAUAAAGUCUUAUUACAAAAUCAAGAAGUUCAGCAACAGCAGAAAAUCUUACAACUAAUGGACGUAAAAAUUGAUAUGCUAAUGAAAGAAAAUGAAGAGUUAAAGAACAAGCUUAAUAAUUUAAGCAACAAAAUUAGAAGAAGAGACAAUCAUGAUUAACCUAAUAAUUUUAUUUGACGGUUAAAAUGUCGUGAGCAAUGUGCGAAUCAUUAUCAUAUCGACAACAUUCUUUAUAAUGAUUGAAAUAUCGGUCUCUGAUGAGAAUCGAACCAACGUCCUCACAACAGAAAGUAAAAGAUAUCCGGUCUCUAGUUUAACCACUCAGGCCUUUUUCUAUUUCUGGUAGAUUCGUCUACAUAUGAUUCGCCAAAUUUUACUCUUUCACCACUCCAAAGCAUUUUAAGAAUUUGAAGUUGGACCAAUAAAAUCAUUCUUCACAAACACAAGAUUGAAUUAAAUUGUAGCGAUAACGGAAAUAAUUUCUAAAGUAAUAAAACUUGCUGAUAGUCACAUUUUUGUUUUAUAAUCUUGCAAAAAAAAUUAAUUAAUAGGGUUUGUUAAUAAAUAAUGUCCAUCAAGAAACGGAAUUUUAAGCUCUUACCAUUCAUCUUCAACUUACAAAACUUUUAAUUUCAAUAAAAGUGUCAAACAGCCACUGACCUUAUCUCCUUCCUCCCCCCCCCCCCCCCCCUCUCUUCUCAAAGGUUAGACAUCAUUGAUGAACGACCUAUUAUUUAUUCACAGUAAAAUCACAUUUUAAUCUUUAACUGUCUGUUGAUUGUGCUGAGUGAAUAAAAAUAAUUUUAAAAUGAUUCUAAAUUUAUAUUUAAUUCUUACAAUAAUGACAACAGCUUUUGCUCAACUUGAUAUUCUAAGUUGUGACUACAUAAUUGUAGUUUCUAAGUAUUCAUGCUUAUUGACCAUCAAAAAUCCAAAUCAGCUCAACAAUUUCAUCAGAUUAAACGGUUCACAUUUAGGUGGAUAUGGAGAUGACAAUGUCAAGAGGAUUGUCGGUAACUUUCAGCCAAAGCUGUCAUACAUUCCAUCAAGAAUAUGUCAAAAAUUCAAGAACAUAGAAUCUAUGGAUUUUACUCGAAGUAGCAUCAAAAAGUUGGACAAAAACUCCUUUAAAGAUUGCAAAAAUCUUUCAAGUUUAAUUCUGGAUCUGAAGAUGACUACCAAGAUUGAUAAUAAUACUUUCAGUAUGAAUCAUAAUUUGAGGAAUUUAGAGAUCUCCAAAGCAACAUCACUGCCUGAAAAUAUAUUCUCAAGACAGCAUAAUUUAGAGACUUUAAUGUUGGUGAUGAACAGUGCAUUCAAGUUGCCUGACAAUACUUUUGAACCAUUGAAAAAAUUGAAGAGAUUUGAAUUCAAACGCAGCAAAAUCACGCAUUUAAUAAUUCAAUGGUUCCAGUCACUUGAAAGUUUAGAAUUUUUGGACCUAAGUUGGAAUAGAAUUUCCCAACUUCCAAAAGACAUUUUCAUUCCUCUCAAAAAUCUUCAGAGCAUCACACUGGAUCACAAUCAACUACAAAUCAUCAAAUUUGACUCAUUCGGAGUUUUACCCAACCUGGAAGCCGUAAGUCUGCAAUAUAAUCGAAUAACUGCAAUUCAGAGACUGUUUAUUGAGAAAUGUGGAACAAAAUUCAUUGCAAUGGCUGAUAAUGGAUGCUCUGGUGAGACUUCUUAUGAUAAUGCGAUUGAGAGAAGCUCUCUCAUGUUUAGUUUAAAGCUGUGCUUUGAUAAUUACGUUAAAGUGAGCAGCAAUGAUUAUUAAAUGUCUGAUUUAUAGUUUUUGUUUGAUAAGAGUAUUAAAUUCAAACGUAUAAACUGUAAAU
This is a messenger RNA of Chironomus riparius, 4145 nucleotides long. NCBI's taxonomy places the organism in Eukaryota, Metazoa, Arthropoda, Insecta, Diptera, Chironomidae. The record is from the annotation of a GenBank genome assembly.